Messenger RNA from Nezara viridula (southern green stink bug), 4802 nucleotides. The record is from the annotation of a GenBank genome assembly. NCBI's taxonomy places the organism in Eukaryota, Metazoa, Arthropoda, Insecta, Hemiptera, Pentatomidae.
UUACAUUCUGUUUAUAAACUGCUUGAUUUGAUUAUUAUAUUCCUAUGAUAACAAAUCAUUUAGCUAUCACCAUUGAUCACUUUGAAUGUAAUUAUAAAUAAAAAAUUAACAUUUAAACAUGUCAGAACCGUGGUCUUUUAAAGGUGUAUCUUCUGGUUCUGAGAAAAUGUUUCAUGAUCCAGGAGAAGCUAUGACAGAUAUUCUGGCAAAUCUUGCUCUGCAUAAAAUUGUAUCUGAAGGUAGAAGAAUAGGUUACUUGAAUGCAUUUGUUAAGUUAAUUUCUAAACCUGACACUAAAUAUGAAGACUUUGGUUUUACAUCUGAAGUUAUAUUAUAUUGUCUGAGGCCUAUAUGUUUUUUGGAAUCCACGAAGCUGAAAAAUUCUGCUUAUCGAGCUGUAAGACACUUUGUCAAAACUGAGGAACAUGUAGAUAUUUUAAUCAAAUUGAAAUACGAUUUUCUAAUUGCCAGAGAAAUAACAGCUGGUGGAAUACAGCUUUGCCGUAGAAUUUUAGUUGUGGCGCCUCAUAAAUUAACUCAUGCACCUGUAAGAGCCAUGGUUGCAUUUACUCAUCCGAGUCAUACUGAUAACCUACAAUCUGCUGCUCUUGCAUUCUUAGCCGAAACAGCUUUAUUGAAUCCCAGCGUUUUCAUAACUUGUGGAGGUGUGAGUGCUUUGAUCCAGCCUCUUCCAUCUUUGAGAUCUCCAAAGAUGACAGAAGCACUAUUAGGACCACUUCUGUACCUAGCAAACAGACCAUCAACUAGACAUAAAUCUGGCCUUAGUCUUCAAUGCCUUACUGCCUCUGUGUAUAUGGAUCCUUCUUUUACCAGCAACAAACAUGCAAACUCUGGUAAUGGACACGUCCGAUGGUCCACUACGGCACUGAUUUGCCUAUUAAGGUCAUGGACUGGUCUUUUACAUCUUUGCCAGGGAAAACGGCAAGCCAUAUAUUCAAUUGUCAACAGCUUAUAUAUAUCUCAUCUUCAGAAACCUAUCCUUGAAUUGUUAUAUGAGCUCUUUCAACUUGUGCAACCUGAAUGGACUGAUGAAAUGAGUGUUGCACUUUCGGCAGUUUCUCCUUCACGAUGGCAAGAUAAUUAUCGAAUUGCUGAAGGUUUUGUCGCUGCAGAAGCUGCAGUUUUAGUUCCACACCUUGCUAAAGCUGGUGUGAAUCUAGUUGAAGUUCACCGUGCUGUGGUGCUUUAUUUGUUCUUGGAUGCAAACCUCUUGGAUGCUAUUGUUCAUGUGAUUGUUUCAGAUGAUUCUUUUCUGUCUGUGCAUGCCACAAUUUUGUUAGGUGAAAUCCUCCAUCUGGUACAUACUAUACUACCUCCUGAGCUAGUAAGCCUUACACCUGGUCUUCCUAAUCUUAUAUCAUAUGCAGUACGAGGUUCUCCAGUCAAUUUAUUUCCUAGCUACAAUGAAGUUAAGGGAAAGGUGGAAGAGUGUUUUAAUAUUGGAAAUACGGAAGAUCUAUGGUCUGCUUACAAGUCAUCUUUAGGAAAAUUUAUCAAUUCUGAAUUUAAUUCACCUCAGUUAGGACAAGGUUGCAAUCCAAAUCAUUCUAGUGAAGCACAGGGGCGUGCUUUAUCAGCAAUACUUGCAAUAUCAUGCCUUCACAAAAAACCUCCUACUCCUUCCCUGUAUCUCAGUCACCUUAUUUCAUGCCUCAAGGAGCCGCAACAAACUGAGGAAAAACCGCCACCUAUUGCUCAUUGUACUUGUGAUGAAGCCAUAAAAGAAACUGGAGUAAUGACCUCUAAGGAUCCUUAUGUAUGGAACUGGGAUGUCAUACGUGCUGUAUUAAAGAGGCACGGAGAGACUAUCAGAAAAAGUACUGAUUCUAAUAGAAAAUUAUUUUUAAGAAGACUUGUCAACUUCCUCUUACCAGUUACUGGACAGUAUGGCAGAACAGAAAUAGGCUCUGACCGAAAAUUGAGCUAUAGAUUAACUCUUGCUGCUCUGUCGUUGUUGUCAAUGCUUUUAGCAUCUCCUGAAGAAUCUGAUAGCCAUAAAUACCUACUGGAACUAUUGGGUGCUAUUCGUCUUCAGUUAGAAGAUAUCACUACUGCGAAAUCAGCUCAUGAUUGUCUUCUUUCUCCGGUCAACAUCUCUAGCUCGCUAUGUCAAGAUUAUUUUCUUUUUAUUGGUCACCUUACAAGAGCUCCAGCUGGUAGGAAAGCUUUAGAAAAAGCAAGAAUAUAUCAGCAGUUAUUAGAAUUGGUCAAAACAACUAAUCAAGAAUGCUAUAUAAAACUCAUCGUCUCUACAUUAGAUUACUCUAACGAUGAAAUGGCUCGGAGAAUAUUGAAGUACAGCUUAGAAUCCAAGUCGGUUUCUUGUCGGUUAUAUGCCACAAAGAUCUUGCAUACUCUGAUACGGAUUGGAAUUGGUCAUAAUAAAUCGCUUAUGAAUUUUGUUAUUGGUUUAAUUGUUUGCCAAGCUGGUGAUCCGGAUAGAAAUGUUUCCCAGGCUGCUCUGGAAACAUUACAGGAGGCAGCGUAUUGCAAGGAAUAUGUUGAAGAAAUAGUAGAUCAGAAACCUUGCCUUCUUCGGCACGGAGAUAGCGGCUUACUCCUUCUUAUCCGCUGCUUGUCAACCGAACAGGGUUUCCAGGCUCUGCACCAGGCCAACUUUGUUGAAGGACAGUUUGCCAAAUGGGGGACCCAUUAUAAUUACAGGUAUGUAACAAUAGUGGAAAGCCUUCUAUCUACUCAGUGUUCCAAUGGGAAUAAAGAAGUAUUCCUACCUCCACAUCUUUAUCAGCAACUGGCAUGUCAUCAACAAGGCCUUGCGAUGAUUCUUGCUGAUCCUUACGUUGCUAAGUUGAUUCAGGUACUAGAGAGGUCUAAAGAUCCUGAGACAGACGAAGAACUGAUGGAAGUAAAAACAGCUCUAUACUCUCUCUCAGGAAUAGCGAGUGUGUUGGAUGAUUCAAUCACCUACCAUAUGGUUCGCAUAGCUACAACCAGCAAUAUAUACAGCUUGAGAGCGGUUGCAAUCAUUGCAGUCAGUAAUGUUGCAACAUCGCCCCAUGGUGUUUCUAAACUCCAAGCUUUGGGAUGGUAUAGUGUCUGCCAUAAUCGACAUGAAAGGUGGCCCCUGAUUCCUUCUCGUGUAGUGCACCCUGCUUUCGAGAACGAAGUUAUAACUAGUGAGAGUGAAAAAAGUCCACUUUUUGAUCUCCCCGAAGAAUCUCUGUCUGUUGAUGGUUAUGGAGAAGAAUCAUUUUGGAGUUUUGCUGGUGGGAGAACACAGCGUGUCCACGAAAGAAGGUCUGCCACUCUUCCUCACAACACCUGUACCCCAGCUAUUUAUCAUAAUCGGAGUUAUAGUGAAAGCAAAGCCGAACAAAGUGAUAGUUCAGAUUAUGCUAAAUACGAAGGGGGAAGGAAGAGCAGAUCUAAUAGUUACACCGAUAGCAGCACAAGUGGCGAUUCCACUACAUAUAUAAGGCAUCACAGCAUUAGUGAAAGGGUACAAACUCUGAGCCCGAUACCAAGCACCGGUUCCUUGGUUACUUAUCACCAUCCUCACACUAGAAGAGCCAGCAUUAUGUCCAGUUUUUCAAGAAGCAGCAUAAGAGGGAGUAGGCAGAGCAUUUUGAAAUCUUUGGGCCAAUCUCCUGCAUUACCCAUUGGAUUAAUAACAUACGGUGAACUGCAGCAGCUUUCACCUGUUAUGAGACAGAAACCUGUGUUAAACAACGGAGCUUGGAAUGAGCCAGAAGUGAAAGAAGAAGUAGAUUUUUCUACUCUAGACGAAACUGCACCAGAUGUCGUUUCAGUUCAAUCUUCUGGGCCGGAUUUGCCCAUCCCUGUUCAUAUGGGAAUAACCCUUCCAGUUUCUAUUGAAUCUCUUUUCUUAAAAGAAGAAAAAAAUCUUGUAAACAAUCAUGUGUCUUUUGUAUCGAAAAAUCUUCGAGUUCAAGGUCUGAACGACUUGAAAAAUCCUUCUUUUCACCGUGAAAUAUGUUUUCUCGGUCCAAAGUGUGUUCAUAAUACAAUGGUCAACACGUCAGAAUCGGAAGGCCAGUAUAUGGUGGACGGAGAGUUGGAUCUUGAGAAGGAACCUCUGGAUGAUAAUAGUGGCGAUGAAAGUUCUAUAUCAGACGUAGAAAGUCUUGUUGAGAAACCAAUGCCAAUCAUUUUUAAAAGUAGAGCAGUUAUCAGAAGUGAACUGACAAGAAUGGUUGAGCAGUUGUCAAAUCCAAUUUUGCAUAAGACUUGUAAACAAUCUCUACUUCAAAUCAAGCAAGCUCAUGGUGAUCUGUUUCAAGAUGUGUGCGUGUUUAGUGAUGUUUGUUAUGUGUUAUCAACAUGUCAGGUACGGAUAGCAUCCAGGGACUUCUUAAAUGAACUAUUUGAUACUUCCUUUGAUGAAAUUUGGACGGAGGUCAAGAAUAUUUUUCAAGAAGCUUGCAGUAGAAGAAUAAAAGCAGCGGGCUGAUAUUUUUUCUUUCACAUCUGUAUUUUAUAUUGUGUAUAUUUAAAACGUGUAUUUUAUUUUUAAAAAAUAUUAAUAUUUUAUUAUCACAGUGUGUACAUAAUUCAGUAAACAUUGUCUUGUAGAUUGUUUUAAAUUCUAUCUUGCCUCUUUACAAUAUUGUAAAUAAUUAAAUAUUUUAUCACCUAUUUUUAAUAACAAGUGUUUGUUACUAUAAAUAAAAUUAAUCUGUUUUAAAAUUCAUGAGCCAGAAUUGAGAUUUAUUAUUUUGGACAAAAUAAUAAUUUUUUUAUAAUAUUUAUUAAUUGAGUAUUAUGUAGUUUGUCACAAGUUCCUAGAUAUUACUAUUCCC